Molecule: messenger RNA, 987 nt
Organism: Coffea eugenioides
Lineage: Eukaryota; Viridiplantae; Streptophyta; Magnoliopsida; Gentianales; Rubiaceae
Product: ADP-ribosylation factor 1-like
Exons: 7
Coding region: 148-693 (181 amino acids)
Biological process (GO): intracellular protein transport; vesicle-mediated transport
Cellular component (GO): cytoplasm
Molecular function (GO): GTPase activity; GTP binding
Source: RefSeq, a predicted model, not a curated record
GAAGAGGCAGACAGAUCGACCUCCUUCGAAACUAGCGGCCCUCUAUCUCUCUCUGCUUCAAGGAAAUCUUUUUCCCACUCGAUUCCUUCUGCCAGACUUUUUCCAAGAGGUUUCCACAUUUGGCAGUGUUGAGUGAUCCGAGCAGAGAUGGGGCUUACCUUCACUAAGCUGUUCAGCAGGCUGUUUGCCAAGAAAGAGAUGAGGAUUCUGAUGGUAGGUCUUGAUGCUGCUGGUAAGACUACAAUACUGUACAAGCUCAAGCUUGGAGAAAUUGUCACUACUAUUCCUACCAUUGGCUUUAAUGUUGAAACUGUGGAGUAUAAGAAUAUUAGCUUCACCGUGUGGGAUGUUGGUGGCCAGGACAAGAUCCGUCCAUUAUGGAGGCACUACUUCCAAAACACACAGGGUCUUAUAUUUGUGGUGGAUAGCAAUGACAGGGACCGAGUUGUUGAAGCUAGGGAUGAGCUGCAUAGGAUGUUAAAUGAGGAUGAACUGCGAGAUGCUGUGUUGCUAGUGUUUGCUAACAAGCAGGAUCUGCCCAAUGCAAUGAAUGCUGCAGAAAUUACUGACAAGCUUGGCCUCCAUUCUCUCCGCCAGCGCCAUUGGUACAUCCAGAGCACUUGUGCUACCUCUGGGGAGGGCCUUUAUGAAGGGCUGGAUUGGCUUUCCAGCAACAUUGCUAGCAAGGCAUAAGGCAAGAAAUCAAUUUGUUCGCUUGCUGCUUGGAUAAUUGUGGGAUUCAAGGACUGAUACUAUCUUUGCUUUAUGUGAGACUGAAACAUGGUAGUGACCAUACUGUUUUGCCCAUUUUUCAUUCUGUAUCGUAACUAUGAUGUAGCAGAAGUUGCUUUUAAAGCUCUUCUUUGGCUUGAUUUUUAGCUGCUUGCUUUAAAUGUAGAUGCUUUGUUAUCGUUUGAAACUUAUAAUAACUACUGUCAUUCAACUUGCAAAAGUGGUACGUGCCUCAUCCAACUUGGAAUUGACGAA